AUGAGCUCUCACUGUCUUUUAAUCCUUAGCUUAAUCCUCAGUGUCCAAAACUCUUCAUGCAAUGAGGGUUCUCUUGCGACAACAGUUAGGAGAACAAAUGAGUGGCAAGCCAGCUCCAAUGUGGAAAACUUCAAACCGCAGAGGAACGAAACCAAGAAUGCCGAAACGACGAACCUACGAUCAUGGGAUGGUCAAAUAGCUUUGCAUCGCAGGCGCCAUCUUAGGGAUAUGUUUGCUCUCUGCUUGCAACCGAAGAGAGAAAAUGAAUGCAGCAGGUGGUGGAAGAUAUACCAUAAAAUUCUAGGAUAUGGGUUGAUUUGCAUGAUUGUAGCCAACAUAUUUCAAGGGAUUGAUCAUCAUCAAGGGCAUGCAGAAAAAUGGAAAUGGACUUAUGUAGGAAUACUUUCGGUUUUAGCUUUUAGUGCUUUGGUGUUGGAAAUUUUUAGAUUUGUCAAGCCUAGACUUCAUCAGCAGAUGGCAUUUGACAUCAAUCCCAAUAUUUCCACAUGA
Molecule: messenger RNA, 510 nt
Organism: Dovyalis caffra
Lineage: Eukaryota; Viridiplantae; Streptophyta; Magnoliopsida; Malpighiales; Salicaceae
Source: the annotation of a GenBank genome assembly